AGAGGAGAAAGCAAACAAUUUUCAGGCCCGCCGCGUCCAGCAAAAAAUAUGAGAAAAAAAAUUAUUAAAAUUCGGAAAAUAGGUGAAAGUCAAGGAAAACGCCCUAGAAAGGAUGUUAAGGCUCCUACGUGCCUGGCGUCUCUGUGGUGUUGAAGAUUCAGCCUCUGUCACUCUGUCAGUGAUCGGACACAUCGCUUGUGUCCGCUGCGUGGCUGGCCUGCGCUAAGUCGCCAUGGCCACAGUCACCCCCGAUGAUGACUGCCCCAACCCGGCAGAGCAUGAUCGACUGAGGAAGAGAAGGCCAGAUGGCAAAGGGAGGAAAAACUUCCCCUGUCAGCUUUGCGAGAAGGCCUUCAACAGCGUGGAGAAGCUGAAGGUGCACUCCUACUCGCACACAGGAGAGAGGCCAUACCGCUGCACACACACUGACUGCACCAAGGCAUUUGUCUCAAAGUACAAACUGCUACGCCACAUGGCCACACACUCACCUGAGAAAACCCACAAGUGUAACUACUGCGAGAAAAUGUUCCAUCGCAAAGACCACCUUAAGAACCACCUGCACACACACGACCCCAACAAGGAGGCCUUCAGCUGUGCUGAAUGUGGCAAGAGCUACAACACCAAGCUGGGCUUCCGAAGACACCAGGCUCUGCACGCAGCACAUCGUGGUGACCUCACCUGCCAGGUGUGUCUGCGGCCAUAUCCCAGCACCACCCUGCUGCUCGAACACCUCCGUGCCCACGCUGGCAAAAGCGCCACGGCUGCAGCCAAGGAGAAGCGGCACCAAUGCGAGCAUUGCGAGCGCCGUUUCUACACACGCAAGGACGUGCGGCGCCACCUAGUGGUGCACACGGGCCGCAAGGACUUCUUGUGCCAAUACUGCGCGCAGCGCUUCGGCCGCAAGGACCACCUGACACGGCAUGUAAAGAAGAGCCACAGCCAUGAGCCGCUACGUGUGAAGGCGGAGCCGCUGGAGCCCUCAGAACCACACCCCUACCUGUUUGGCCAUGCCUCCUACUCUCCUCCGCCACCGCCACUCCGUCCCGAAUUGGAGAGCUAUCUCCUGGAGCUGCAGGCAGAGGAGGUGCCGAAGCUGAGUGCUGCUACCACAUCGUCUGGAGAAACACCUCCAUCUUUGGACUUCCUGUCUCCUCUGUUUAACUUCUUUCCCUAUGGGCAAGGAGCAGGGCCAGCCUUGGGGGUUUCCUACAGCCAGGAGGAGGGGCUUCCUGUGAUGACACCUUCUCAGGAUGCUCCUGAUGCUCUUGGCUCAAUUCACACGCUCACGCAUCCACACACGCUUUCACAGACACACACACUCACCACAAGUUAUACACACUCGCCAAGCCUGAGUACAGCCACCACCCUGCCUCGCUUUCACCAGGCCUUCCAGUGAUCCAAACGUACACAAGCACACACAUUUAGCUACCAUAGCACUUACACACACACUUACAUCAACUUAAUUUGAAUACAAAAAAAAAACCCACACCAAGACAACACUUAUUACUUAAGUCGGUGAUAAUUGUUAAAUUAUGUGCCUUUGAGAACACAUCAUUUGCUCAUUUAAAUAUGUUCAGUAUACAUUUUAGGAGUUAGCAAAAGAAGAUGUUGAACAUCUGACAGCUGUUAUUCAAAACAAUCAGUCUGGUUUACGAAUGUGUAUGUGCCUUGGUUUGCAGUGAAGUUUUGCUCUCAGACACUGAGUGCAUAUUAGUGGUGCAGCUUAGCUAAAAAUUCCAUAACAAUCGUCCAUUUUGUGAUAAAAGCAUAUCAUUUGGUACCGAAAACCAAAGGCAUUAAAGAAUUGAUAUUGAGCCAUCUUGAAUUUUCAAUAUGUCGUCCAUGGCAGCCAUUUUUCAAAUUGGCCACCAGUGACCACUGUUUUCAGAUCGAUUUUCUUAUCAGCGUUAGAUAUUUAAGUUAUUCCACGAAAUCGAGUCGUACAUGAGCAGACGGCUGAUGAGGCGUGUAGCACUGAGUCGGCUAUAAGCCACGUAUGACGAGUUUGAGCGGAACAACUGUUCUAUUCUAUCCACAUUCACUGGAUUUUGAGAAACAGCAUUUUUAUUUUUGCAAAUGCAAUCAAUAAAAACUUUAUACAAAACGUCUGACAAAAUCCUUUCCGCAUACAAACCGGCGAAAUGACAGUAGCAAUUAGUGAAAAAUGUGAUGAUAAUAAUAAUAAUUCUUGAAAAAUUUGUAUUUUUGGGGGUUUUGUCUUCAUGUAGAGUUGUUAUUUCGUCCUCGGUUGGUUCAGCAAUGCGCUCCGCCAUUUUGUUUUUCUCUGCUCAUGGUAUAUGAGCUGAUAGCCUAUUAGUAGAGUAGCCAAUCAGAGUGUGCGAUUGCUCAUAUCCAGUGAAUGUGGAUAGAAUAAAAUAUGAUAUUAAGGACUACAUUUAUUUAUAGUUCUUGGGAAUUGCCUUUUUGAUAUUAUAUGCAAGUCAUUGAAAAUUCAAGAUGGCAGCCAUGACGAGUAUGAAAAUUGCAAUAAAGUUGCAGGCUCAUCUGAUAUGUAUGAUCUCUGUGUCAAAUUAUACAUUUUAUUAUGAUGCAAAAUUAAAAUUUGGAACUUUAGAAUUGCCCAGAAGCUUCCUUCUAUCUCACAAUUCAAGAUGAUUACUAUUUUUUUUUUCCAAGAUGGCAGCCAUGGCCGGCUUAAAAUUGAAAAUUCAUGAUGCCUAUAUCGAUAUCUAGAUUUUUUUUUAAAUGUCUUUGGCUAUAAGUGUACUAAAUUAUUAUUAUUUUAUUAUCACAAAAUGCACAAUUGUUAUGGUUCUCUGCACCACUAUAUAGCUUUCCCAUUUAGCACUUUGAAUUUUUAGUGAUGUUCCAUCAAAGCUAGACAUUUUCUUUUCCUGAUAUUUUUGUUGAUUACUUUGUUUGUUGGUUCACAAGCUGAUGGGUACUGAAAUGCCAGCAUCUAAGUGACUAUACACAGCCAAAGGCAACCAAACCCCUCAGAGCCAGAGUGUGGACGGCUCAUCUUGUUUUGCCUUUCUUUUUCUUUUUUUUUGUUCUUUUUUUUAAAUUUUAUUUUUAAGGCCGUUUGCCUUCAUGCUGCUGCUCGUUUUAAGGGCCUUAAACUUUAUCAGUGCAGAUCUGCUUCACUAUACAAAGCAAUAAAGGGAAACAUGGACUGACUUUACAAAGACUAUCGUGUAGACACAAACAGCUCUUAAACACCCCCUUCAGUUUUUCCCCUGCCGUUUGUCUUUUUUUUUUUUUAAUUUAAUUUUAUUUUUUUGCUCCUGGACUUUAGACACCAACACAACCUUCAACCUCAUCUGCCAAAAUGCUGUCCAUUGCACUGAUUCUGAAUCUCAUCAAUAAUAAAACAAAAACAUUCAGUUGUAUGGAUCUGUGCUGUCGCGUCUAAAGCACACACAGAAGUCUGAAUGAUAUACGCAGUCUGUGAAGAAGCUCUGUUGUGAAUAAGAUACAUUUCUACAGAUCAUUUUACCGAGACUAUAGAUAGCUCCAGAGGCUGUAAAACACACCUAUGGUUGGCACAAUCCUUUUCCCAAAACACCCAGCCAAACCCCUGUCCAGAUGUGUGUGUGUGUGUGCGCGCGCGCGCUGAGUGAAUGUUAGGGUCUUGUUGAAUCUACAUUGGGAGCUGAAGGUUGAUGGAUGCUGGAAAGCCUCCAGGCUGGGCAUAUUUUUCAUAAUAGCACUUUCUAAAGAAUCUGAUGCCUUGGUUUUGUCAUGUUAUGAAUAUGUAUUUUAUGUUAAAUAACCUUUUGCAUAAAAUGUUUAGAUGUCAUAUAUAGCUUUUAGCAGAUUGUUAGCAUGUGUAUAUAUAUAUAUAUAUACAGUGUGUAUG
Neoarius graeffei (lesser salmon catfish) is the source of this 3823-nucleotide messenger RNA. It is a transcript of the gene plag1, whose product is annotated as pleiomorphic adenoma gene 1. Gene Ontology annotation, cellular component: nucleus. The record is from RefSeq and is a predicted model, not a curated record. The transcript is spliced from 3 exons. Bases 233 to 1396 code for a protein of 387 amino acids. Lineage: Eukaryota; Metazoa; Chordata; Actinopteri; Siluriformes; Ariidae.